Messenger RNA from Anas platyrhynchos (mallard), 1682 nucleotides. It is a transcript of the gene RNF32, whose product is annotated as ring finger protein 32. Gene Ontology annotation, molecular function: protein binding. Lineage: Eukaryota; Metazoa; Chordata; Aves; Anseriformes; Anatidae. The record is from RefSeq and is a predicted model, not a curated record.
AUGGAGCGUCAUGGUUUUUACAAGAGCCACUUUUCUGAACGAGAGGGGAUGGCAGUUUCUGCAGUUGCUUUACAGGAUCAUAUAAUACACAGUCAUCAGCUCCAGGAUCUUUCAUUAGCAGAUCCUUUUAAGUCAAGGAAUAUCAGGAACAUUUACAAACCUGUGAACAAACAGAUGGCCAAAGCAGUAAUAGAUACUGGACUACGAAAAAAGAGCACUCACCACAAAAAUAAAGAAGAUGCAGAAAGGGAGUAUGUGCUUGAUCCCAAUCCUCCCCGUCUAACGUUAGCUCAGAAAUUAGGACUAGUUGAGCCCCCUUCCUUGCCACUAACUCCUGAAGAAUGGGCAAAAAUAAAGCAGAGAUCCAUACAGCAUGGGGAUUCCAUACAGCCUUGUGCAAUAUGCAGGGAAGAGUUUGCACUUCAGCCUCAGGUGCUGCUUUCAUGUUCCCAUGUAUUCCAUAAAGCAUGCCUGAAAGCCUUUGAAAAAUUUACAGGUAAAAAGUCUUGUCCUAUGUGUAGGAAAAAACAGUACCAGACCAGAGUAAUACAUGAUGGCGCCCGCUUGUAUAAAAUAAAGUGUGCUAUUAGAAUUCAAGCCUCCUGGAGGGGAUAUAUUGUUAGAAAAUGGUAUAAAAACUUGAGAAAAACAGUGCCUCCUAAAGACAGCAAACUAAGAAAACAGUUCUUUGAGGAAAAGGUUCAACAGAUCAGCAGUCGCCUGUUGAGUUCUUAUGACAUAAACCUAGAUGAAUUUUUUGCUGAGAUAGAUUCCACUAUAGCUGCAAGUCGAGAUGUGUUUCAGCAGGUGGAAGAAAAAGAAAUAUUUGUAAGUGAAAAUGACUGGGAGAAGAUCCAGAUGCAGGCAUUGCGGCAGGAGAUAGUUGACUGUCCUAUCUGUAUCAUGCCACUCAGUUCGACUUCUCAACUGGCCAGCAUCCUUUCUGGUAACAGCAAUCAGUUUUCACGACAGGCUGUUCUGCUUUCUUGUUCACACCUGUUUCAUCAUACCUGUCUUCAAGCAUUUGAAGAGUUUUCCUUGGGAGUACGGCACAUUUGUCCUUUAUGUCGCUCAUAUUACCAAAAGAAGGUCCUCGAAUGUUGAUCCAUAUAGCUCAAUGAACGUCCUCGUAAAAAUAGGUGACAACACAUGUACUUCUAACCCUGGAGCCUUUUCAGAUCCAGAUCUUUCAAGAACAAACAGUUUUUGUAUGUACUAUGGUAUUCACUUUGCAUUUACAGAAAUAAAAGUUAGAAGGGUGCUGUUGCUUCACUUUUAUAUUGAGUUUCACCUUUGGUCUCGGCAUUUUUCUCUCCUCCCUCCCUCUGUCACUCCCACCUUUCCCAGAGAUGAUGCAUAGUUGAUUUCAGCAUUGUGUUCCUUCAGCAAAAGACCACUGUUAGCCCUUACCUGUGUGUUUUUCUGCCUGCUAUUUUGUAGCACUUGUACUGUAUUCUGUUUGUGUGUUCUACAGAUCAGCUGCUUAAUAAUUCAGCUGAAAGGCAGCCAGAAAGCUGUCUAUAGGGCUUUCAGAGACUGUUAUUGUUAAGAAUUUGUGGAGAAUGUGUGAUGCUGUAAAGGACUAGCAAUUGAUAACCCUAUCUUGAAACCAGGGAGGAAAAAAGAAAUCCUGAGGAUUUGCACAGUUUCUCUUCCUAAAAAAAAAAAAAAAAAAAAAAAAA